AUGGACACUGGAGCGGAUGUCUCGACCAUUCCUAUCUCAAGACACGAUCGUACUCACAUUGGCAAACAUUGUUACCCUACUGCUGCAAAUAGAACGAUUAUCCCUAUGUACAGACAAAAAUUACUCCAGUUUGAUUUGAGAUUCCAUCGUGUUUUUCCUUUUAUAAUCGUCGAAGUGGACACCUUCAUUAUCGACUCAGAUUUUCUAGCACGUUUCAACUUGCUGCCUGACAUACAACAUAAGCGUUUAAUCAACGGUAAUACGUUUCUUAAAGUCUCUGCUCAGCUCGUCAAAACUAUUUCUCGGUUAACAGCGUUUGCCGAUGACUGCCCAUACAAAGAGAUUCUAAGCAAGUUUCCUGAAAUAACUAGAACGUCGAUCACGCACAAACAAAUCGCACACGGAGUGGAACAUGUAAUCGAAACAACGGGUCCUCCUGUGUCAAAUAAAGCCAGACGAUUCUGUCCAGAAAAACUCAUAGCAACUAAACAAGAGUUUGAGUACAUGAUGCAACAAGACUUAUGCAGACCUUUCAAGAGCCCUUGGGCUAGUCCUCUACAUCUUGUGCAGAAGAAGAAUAGCGAUUGGCGUCCAUGUGGAGAUUACCGCAAAUGA
Messenger RNA from Acromyrmex echinatior (Panamanian leafcutter ant), 615 nucleotides. RefSeq lists its product as uncharacterized. NCBI's taxonomy places the organism in Eukaryota, Metazoa, Arthropoda, Insecta, Hymenoptera, Formicidae. The record is from RefSeq and is a predicted model, not a curated record.